GCCGCUUUUCAUUGAACUUUGUGCCUUCGAGAUACGACAACCUGUCAGAUGUUGGCUUUGCGUCAAUGGUAAAGAAGUUAUUUUAAUUUCGAAUUUCGUAUGACCCUGAUGUUCUCUAUAAGAAGUACAGUAUACGCUGGUAUUUCAAUUCAACAAUUAAGGUGUGAAAUUAAAUACUUUCAAAAAGAGACUGAAUAAUUUGGAAGAUGUGUGAACCACCGAAAUACUAUGGAAAAAGAAGAAGUAUUGUUCGUAGAAUUGGUUCACUUUUACCUUUAAAACCUCCACCAAAAAUAUAUGUCAGUGUUACACCUUUACAUUCAAUGUCAAGUUCUAUGAUCAAUGAAGAAACCAGUAGUGACUGUAAAGAUACAAAUGGAUUUGGACAAGCAAGGUUUUCCAAUGUUAGGCCUGAUUUAUUGGAACCAAUUAGUUUCGGGUCAGAAGUUAGAUUGCUUGCAUUGGAGCAAGAACUUCAAGAACUUAGGGAACAAGUUUCAGCGAUAGUUAAAAGUAACAAACAAUCUAGAUAUACGUCCACUGCGUCUUUAGUAAAUGGAACUAAUACUGACAAUGUGAUACAAACACAGUCACCACCACCACCACCACCACCACCACCACCACCGCUGUCGCCAUUACCACCACCUACAACUCCUCAUAUUGCAAGGAGAGCAAGUCUGCAAGAUCACAAAGUUGAAGAACAUAAAAGAAUUCCAUUAAAUUCCCAAGCAUCUAUUAGUGAUGUCUUUAAAAGUAUCGAGGGUAUUCAACUGAAUUCAGUUGCUAAAUCUCCAAGAGGACGAUCCCUUCAUAUAAAACGCGAGAACAGUCCAUGUAAUGAUUUACAAGAAAUAUUAAGAAGGCGAUAUAUUGCAAUGAACUCAGACAACAGUAGAAAUUCUACAAUUAACUUGACAAUGGAUGAUUCUUUUUCAAGUGAUACAUGAAGACGUUUUAUUGAAAAUUUUUUAAACAAGCAUUAUGUGACAUAUAUGUGCCAUAUAUUAUUUUGGACAGGAUUAGUGACGGACUAAUGAAUUUGAUUAUUACAAUCAAGCCGAAUGUGCACUAAAAAUCCAGUGCAAAGAAUACAAAUGACUUAAAAUUAGCAUGACAGAAAUUAUUGAAAUUGUGAUUAAUAAUUUUAUUUUACACACUGAUUUUUACAAUGUGAUCCUUAUCACAUAUGGAACAUAUGGACAUAAGCUAACCAAAGAUCUAAUUUAUUGCAUACGAGGACAGGCUAAAAUAUUGAGUUGUCACCUAGUAGAGUGUUAUGUAAGACAUUUUCAAAUUGUUUGAGGUAAAUUAGUACUUUCUUCAAAGUACAGGAAUACACGUCAUUUUAUUCAUAUUGUUUAAAAAACUUGUUGAACAGUCUGACACUAUUUUAUAUUAUUGACAUUUUUUAUGAUACAAAAUAUAGCCAUAUUAUUUAUGUACUUACAGCAGUUCAACUUCCGUUAACGACGUUUUCAAAUUUUAUUUAAAAUGUCCAAAUCUGUACGUUUAAAGUUUUCAAUGCAUCGUAUAGUAGUUUUUAGUAGUUACUAUCACAUGAUUAAUUCUUACAUGAAAAAGUACAUAUCCAAGAUUUAUUAAAGUUUACUAAUUAAUAGUACUGAAGUAUAUUUUAUUACUUUUUGUUUGACAACCACAUUUAAACUUCUCUUUAACAAAGGAAGGUAUUUAUUUUAACUUGGAUGAGACUCAGGAUCUUGAACAUUGUCGUUUAGAGCCAUGUUUAUUUAAUAUUAAAUACGUUGAUACUAUUCAAAUUUUUAGGUAAGAAUGUUGUGAUAUUUAAGUCAUACAAUUACUUUUAUGCAUUAGAUUUUGCUAUAGAAGACAGUACACGUAUUCUCUAUAAAUAUGAGCACAGGCUUGCCACACAGUGGAUAAUUGUAAUGUUGCAUUUUUGGCAUUUGUCACGUAAAACACGCGGUUCUCACAGUAACGAGUAUAUGGAUAUUUAAUAGAUCGUGCACACAAUGAAACGACAACACGAAUUAUGUCUUACGACAUUAUGCUGUUAAGGUAUCACUGUGUGGUAAAUUUUACAUUUAUUUAACUUGCGGUUGUUCUUGUAAUGAAUUUAGAAACUAAUGUAGUAUAAGAUCGUCACAGUGAUUUACGACGAAGGUGAAUAUAUUUUCAGUUGAUAUUCUUCACAGAAAUGACAUUUAAUGUUUAGUUUUAUCUAUUUUUUGAGAUGAACGUAUUUAGGGAACGUAAGUUUUUGUUAAGAAGGAUGUAUAAUGGAUACUGGAGACUGAGUGUGAUCUGUAAUGAUAUUACAAAUGUACAGAAGAUCUGUUUUAUACAUGACGCUUUUAUCAAUAACUGAACAAAAUAA
Nomia melanderi (Alkali bee) is the source of this 2356-nucleotide messenger RNA. RefSeq lists its product as uncharacterized. The record is from RefSeq and is a predicted model, not a curated record. Lineage: Eukaryota; Metazoa; Arthropoda; Insecta; Hymenoptera; Halictidae.